AACUUUCAAUUCAACCAAUCGAUACUGCCAACAUGUAUACACUCUACACUUUAAUACACUCUAUGUGAAGGAACUUUCUUAAAAAGAGAUCACUCCGAGAUAUUAAGACUAUUUGAUGUUACACUAGAUGAACGAUUAAUUCUCAUUAUGGAUAUUGUAUAAUAUUGGUUUACAUCAGCUUCACGUCUAUAUUGGAUGAUGUAUGAUGUGUAAGCGAAUGCGCAUAGCAAGGGAUAUAAUCAUGAAAAUGAUUCUACUCUUCCUGUUCCUAAAUGUCUUGUCCGUCGAGUCUACACCUUCCUGGGGUUUUAACAAUAUCAGAAAAUCUUGGCACAUUUCUGACAGUGAUCUUAAAAGAUUCACUUUGGAUCCAGUAAGUUCAAGAAUAGUGACCAAUUUAUGUGAUGGAAGAGUGGCCAGUACCGUCAUGUUUCGUGUGGAGCCACCAACUAACUUAAUGGAAUCGUUUGACAGGGACAGGGAGCACGAUGACCUAACGGAAGCCAAGUCAUGCCUGGUUGUCAAUGAAACAUCUUCACAGUUCUGUGACAUUUGCACUUCUAAUUAUUGCCAGUGGGAUAUCUCCUUGCCGUGUAGGUUCAAACCCCAGCAGUCCAGGUGGAGCACAACCUUGGAGUUAUAUGUGACUAUUGAAAAUGGUUUACUGUCAGAGUGUAGUACAAUAUGCCUGGACAUUGGUUACAGCUUAGGACAAGUUACAUCAGCGAAUGUCAUUCUAACGAUUAUAAACUUCUUAAUUUACGCUUUAACAACAGUAAUAUGUGAUUGAAAACAUUAUUACAUUGUCUCUAUUAAUACUAUCAUACAAGUGCUGACUUGACUUUAUUUCGUUGAGUAGUGCAAGACUUAUCAGUUCGAAAUGUGAAUAAUGUUUUAAUUGUUACUUACUAUUAGCCUUUCCCUUGAUACGAAUUAAAAAAUGCCAAUCAUUUGUUAAAGGUCAA
Biomphalaria glabrata is the source of this 965-nucleotide messenger RNA. RefSeq lists its product as uncharacterized. Bases 203 to 790 code for a protein of 195 amino acids. The record is from RefSeq and is a predicted model, not a curated record. The transcript has 3 exons. NCBI's taxonomy places the organism in Eukaryota, Metazoa, Mollusca, Gastropoda, Planorbidae.